AUGCGCAGUCUCCGGGCCCGACCUGCUCCCGCUCGCUUCCUGCAACAGCGCCAGCGCCAGUUCGGAGCAUCGGCUAAGCAGGCCAAGGAAAACCAAUCGUUCAAAAGUCAAUUGUACGAAAGCACACAGCAGCGUCUUAAGCGCGAGCGUGCAGAGCAAGAACGCUUCGCCCAGUAUCAGCAGACUCAAUCCCCAGCUGGCCGCUCGGCAGCGCUGGUCUUUGCUUUGAUCUUCUUUUCGACCGGUGCUUAUUACCUAGGAUCCAUCAAGCCCGCUGCCCUCCCUAUCUCGUCUACCACCUCUCUAUCCGAGAUUGAGGCGCCGAAACACAACGUCUCGAAAUCCAAUCUUCAAGCCGCCUGGGCCGAUUUCGUGGACAUUUUGGGAAAGGAGAAUGUCUCGACUGCAGAUGGUGAUUUGGCCUCGCAUUCCGGGUCGGAUUGGUCGUCUUACUCGCCCAAGGAGGGUGAGAAACCCUUCUUGAUUCUCUACCCGUCCAGUACCGAGGAGGUCUCGAAGAUCAUGAAGAUCUGCCACCAGCGCGUGAUCCCCGUAACCCCUUAUUCCGGUGGCACAAGCUUGGAGGGCCACUAUGCGUCCACGAGAGGUGGAGUCUGCAUUGACUUCCGUCGCAUGGACCGCAUCUUGCAGCUACACAAACGUGAUUUAGAUGUCGUGGUGCAGCCUGCGCUCGGAUGGGAGGAGUUGAACGAGGAAAUCGCCAAGGAUGGACUGUUCUUUCCCCCAGACCCUGGCCCAGGUGCUAUGAUUGGAGGCAUGGUGGGAACCGGCUGCUCGGGAACUAAUGCAUACAGAUACGGCACUAUGCGCGAAUGGGUACUUUCGCUGACUGUCGUCCUUGCUGAUGGAACCGUCAUUAAGACUCGGCAGCGACCCCGCAAGUCCAGUGCUGGUUAUGACCUGACUAAGCUCUUCAUUGGAAGUGAAGGCACUCUUGGCUUGGUCACAGAGGCGACACUGAAGCUGACGGUCAAGCCCAAGAGCCAGAGUGUGGCAGUCGCAAGCUUUGGCUCCAUUCAGAAUGCUGCUGAGUGUGUGACAAAUGUGGUGGAGGCGGGUAUUCCCGUGGCCGGUGUUGAGAUUUUGGAUGAUAUCCAGAUGAAGUGCAUCAAUGCCAGCAAGACGACCAGCCGCCAGUGGAAGGAGUCUCCAACUCUCUUCUUCAAGUUCACUGGAACCCCGGCAGCGGUCAAGGAGCAGAUCAGUAUGGUGCAGAAGAUUGUAACUGGUGCCUCGGGCAAGUCCUUUGAGUUCGCCCGUGGUGAGGAAGAGAUGCAAGAACUUUGGAGCGCCCGCAAGGAGGCCUUGUGGAGUGUCAUGGCAAUGAAGAGAACCCCCGAUGACCACGUCUGGACGACAGAUGUCGCGGUUCCAAUGAGCAGGUUGCCCGAUAUCAUCGAGGCUACCAAGGAGGACAUGACCAAGAGUGGCCUGUUGGCUGGAAUCUGUGGUCACGUCGGAGAUGGCAAUUUCCACGCCAUCAUUUUGUUCAAUAAUAGCGAAAAGAAGACAGCCGAGGGUGUUGUUCACCGGAUGGUGAAGCGUGCCGUGGAGAUGGAAGGUACCGUCACUGGUGAACAUGGCGUCGGUCUCGUCAAGCGAGACUACCUCGAACACGAAUUGGGUGAAUCUACAGUGGAUGCCAUGCGCCGACUGAAAUUGGCUCUUGACCCGCUUCGCCUGCUCAACUGCGACAAGGUUGUUCGCACCGAGCAGCCGGUAGCCGGAGAAGUUAAGGAAUGGUAG
Molecule: messenger RNA, 1767 nt
Organism: Penicillium canescens
Lineage: Eukaryota; Fungi; Ascomycota; Eurotiomycetes; Eurotiales; Aspergillaceae
Product: FAD-binding oxidoreductase
Exons: 4
Coding region: 1-1767 (588 amino acids)
Biological process (GO): lactate catabolic process
Cellular component (GO): mitochondrion
Molecular function (GO): D-lactate dehydrogenase (cytochrome) activity; D-lactate dehydrogenase (NAD+) activity; FAD binding
Source: RefSeq, a predicted model, not a curated record